This is a messenger RNA of Mycena indigotica, 489 nucleotides long. Its product is annotated as Uracil phosphoribosyltransferase. The record is from RefSeq and is a predicted model, not a curated record. The coding region runs from base 1 to 489 and encodes 162 amino acids. Lineage: Eukaryota; Fungi; Basidiomycota; Agaricomycetes; Agaricales; Mycenaceae. The transcript has 2 exons.
AUGCCUUGGUUGCGCAACCUACCAAAACAUGUUGUCCGAUUAGAAUUUGUGCUGAUAAGAUCAAACUCGCCCUUGGAUCAUCCUGCGAUGGCCAAUCGCCCCACCUACAUCUACAAAAUCAUUUCCCAUACUUCACCUCUCCCAGACCCGCUUCCGGAUGAGUUACCACUGAGCGAUCUUGAUGCUGCGGAUGGAUUUAUGCACUUCUCGACCGCCAAACAAGUCCCCCGUACUUUAAAGCGAUUCUUCUCUACCGACCCGCGAGUUACAAUCGUCCGGAUUGACUACAGCAAAGUCGAAAGGGAGGUCAAAUGGGAGGACAGCAAGGGUACCGGGCCUGGAGAGGUUGGAGGCGAUGAUAUAUUCCCGCAUAUCUACGGGCGGUCGAUGAAGGCUACGGAUGUUGAAAGUUCAGUCAUUUGGGAGCGCAAUGAGGACUGGGAUGUUGCAUUGGAGAGUGAGACUGGAAAGAGUUGGCUUGUUUACUAA